ACCCUAGAACUUCAGAAUAUAUGUUAAUCCAAGAAUAUGCUGACGGAGGUAACUUGCGAGAGUAUCUGAGACAAAAACGUCAAACAUUAACUUGGCAUAACAGACUUCAAUUGGCUUGUCAAGUUGCUAAUGGACUGCAUAUGCUUCAUAAAGAAGGGAUUGUACAUAGAGAUCUU
Molecule: messenger RNA, 176 nt
Organism: Ambispora gerdemannii
Lineage: Eukaryota; Fungi; Glomeromycota; Glomeromycetes; Archaeosporales; Ambisporaceae
Source: the annotation of a GenBank genome assembly